Messenger RNA from Schistosoma turkestanicum, 2315 nucleotides. The record is from the annotation of a GenBank genome assembly. Lineage: Eukaryota; Metazoa; Platyhelminthes; Trematoda; Strigeidida; Schistosomatidae.
AUGUCAGAUAUUCUUCUGGCUGAAUACACAUUGAAACGUGCUUUACGUGAACAUACCACCGAUUUAGCUCCAACAAGUAAUCCACAUUUAUUAUGUACACCAUUGCCUAAACACUGGCGUUCGAAUAAAUCAUUACCUAGCCAAUUUCGUGUGGUCAGUUUAAUUCCAGUACCAGAUGGUACACGUGUAACUGUAACAGCGGGAAAUGAGGAGCGUCCAUGUGCUGAAUUAAAAAAUCCAGUCACAAUAAUGCAUGGACAUGAAGCACGAUUUAGUGAUCUACGAUUUCUUGGUCGUAGUGGUCGUGGUAAAUCUUUCAAUAUAACCAUCACUAUAGAAACCACACCACCUAUUGUAGCACUUUAUGCUAGAGCAAUCAAAGUGACAGUCGAUGGACCACGUGUGCCAAGAAGUAAAUAUUCUACCGCAAGAACAGGCAGAAUUCACAAAGAAAUGAAAAGAUUGGGAUCAAGACAUCAAAAUCUCUGUGAACAUUCAACUACAAAUCGUUCUUUUCUUAGUCGUAACAACUAUCCAAUUCCUGAUGAUCUUCAGAGAAACAAAUUGAAAAGGGUAGCACAUGAUAUGAAUUCCAAUGGAUUUGAUGAUAAAUUUAAAAAACAUAACGCACUGCCAACACGAUUUUCUCCACCAAUGUUGAUUCAAGAAGAAUUAGCUUCUGUUGCAUCAGAAACAACAAAUAUUACAAAUAAUGCUACAAAACCAUUGAAACUUCCACGAUUGAUACAAAAAACAAAUGACAAGUCAUCUUCUCCAAGCGAAAGUUCAAUAAAAUCUUUCGGUUCCAUUAGUGAUACAAGUGGGAUAGGAUUUUCACCAUAUGAAUCAACUUAUUUGCUGUCUUCUAUCAAUGAAGCAUAUGCCAAAUUAUUAGCCAGGCAAACAAGUUUGGAUAAAAUGACAUUUAACACAACGACUACUUCAAAUAAUGCACCGAGUUUCGCAACAACUAUUCACCAAGAUAUCAGUAGUGCAGAAAAGAGUAAAGUUACGAAUUCAGUAAAUAUUAAUAUACAAACGAAGGACAGCCACAUUCCACACUCGUUGGAGACAUUUUCACCUGUUUCCUUCUUUUCAACACUACUACACAAUAAUAAUACUAACAGUCGAAUUAGUUCAAAUCAUAUUCCCACUAAACAUCAACAAGAUAUCAAUUACACUAUCGCAUAUCCGUCUAUGUUGAACUUAAAAGAGAUCGGACCUAAUAUAAAUUUGAUGAAAAAUCCUUGCCAACUAAAGGAUAUGCAUGAUACUGUUAUUCCUGUUCGACUCAAUCACUUAGAUACAUCCACAAGUAGUAAUUUUAGUAAUAACCUUCAAACAAGUAAUGUACAAAAUAAUUUAGACUGUCUUCGGAGCGUACCACAAAACAGUGCAACAUGUAAUAGAUCUUAUCAGUCAGAUAAUUCAUCCUGCUCAUUAUUAUCAUCAUUUUUAUAUUCGAAUACGACUUCUGUGUUAAAUCCAACAAAAUUUAGUAUAAAUGAAGGUAAAACGAAAGUACUACCAGGUUAUUCAAAGUGGGAAGAGUUUGACUAUCGUCAUUAUUAUAAUACAUUUACAACAUUCCUGUCUGGAAUGUUAAAUAUGUCAGGUAUAAAUGCUUAUUGCUCAGGGACUAAAAAGAUGAAUGGAACCACUUGUAACAGUGAUAAUUUUCGAAAUAUACAUCCUAGUUUCAACAAUAUGAAAUGGAAUCAACAUGUUCAUAAUGAUAAAAAUAACAACACGCCAUGUUUAAACAAUGAAUCUGCAGAUUUGAACACAACAUAUAAUCAAACAUCUGAUAAGAAUGAAUCGUCAAAUCAUGUGCUUAGUAUAGAACACUUGUUAGAUUUAAAUACACACAGUACUGCAAACAAUAAUACAAAUCAUAGUAAACAUGACAAUAAACAUAUGUCAGUGGAUGAAUGCACUCCUGAUUAUUCAAAUUUAAUGAGUACUCCGAAUAAUAAGUAUAAUUAUGUAAGUUAUUUACCACAAACUAUACCAGAUCCAUUGUUGAUUAAAUCAAUUUUGGCUCGUCAUUUAAUUGAAAAUAAGUCGUUUCGAGUUUGAAAUGAAUUCAUUACGUUUGAAGACGGCUAAAAUAUCGCGAAUUUAGGAGGCAGCACACGUGAUCUUCAUUUGUUUUCGUCAUAAAUAAUUAUGGCAUAUAAAGGAGACAAUGUAAACAUACGCAAGCGUAUUUUCAAACUUUUAACGAAAUUGUAUUACGUCAACAUUUUACCUCAUAUAUAUAAUUAUAUAAAUGGAGAUUUAUUGUACCCUUUAAACUCACAUGCAAAGCAAUA